AUGCAGAUUGCUAUCGUGCAGUAUGAUCCGCAGCUCGGGCAAGUCGAGCGGAACAUGAAGCACGUGGAUCAGAUGGUCGCGUCACUGUCCAAGAGCGACAGCAUCGACAUCUUGAUGCUGCCGGAGAUGGCGUUCACGGGGUACAUGUUCCGAAACAAGGCUGAAGUGGCUGAAGUCGCGGAAGUUGCGGACGAAGGACAAACCUAUCGCUGGUGUCAGCACCACGCGCGUCGGUUGCACUGCAUGGUGACAUGUGGGUACGUCGAGAAAGAAGGCGAUCUGAUGUACAACUCGAUGCUGGUCAUUAGUCCUGCGGGUGAACUCGUAUGCAAUCCACGCAAGACGUUCCUGUACGAGACAGACAAGUCGUGGGCUACGGCAGGAAAAGGCUUUUGUACGUGGCAUUGUCCGUGGCUUGGUAAGACCAUAUCAUUCGGAAUCUGCAUGGACAUCAACCCGGAUGACUUCAAAGCUCCGUUCUCGGCAUAUGAGUUUGGUACACAUGUGGUUGAGAACCGAAGCGACUUGGUACUAUUUGCGUGUGCCUGGAAUGAUUUUGAAGCACAUGACAUUGGGCCGGGUUCAACGCUCUCUUAUUGGGCGCAGCGCCUGUCCCCGGUCAUUGAUGCGCUAAGGAAAGAAGAGUAUGGCAAACGGAACUGCUAUUUCCUGUGCUCCAACCGAAUUGGUAUCGAGAAUGGUACGUUCUUUUCUGGGGCGAGCUGCGUCCUCUCUCUCAAAGAGCCCGCUGUUAUCGCGCACGCUGGACGUCGCACCGAGGAGCUGCUGCGCAUCGAGAUUCCUGAUGAAAGUGCUAAUGUGCCAGUCGAAUAG
Messenger RNA from Peronospora matthiolae, 834 nucleotides. The record is from the annotation of a GenBank genome assembly. Lineage: Eukaryota; Oomycota; Peronosporomycetes; Peronosporales; Peronosporaceae.